UGGGGUCUGUUGUCAUCCUUCCUUUCAUACAUGUGAACGUGAUGAGCAGCCUAGCUCAAGUAUUGGGAAACUCGCUCUGCAUCUCAGUUCGCCCUAAAACAUGCUUGUUUUCCACACUGAAGUGCUCUGAUGGUCUCAACGAGUGUCCGACAACGUACUAGAGAGGGGAAAUGAAUGAGUUGCCCAAUACUUAUCAUAAGCUGGCCUGCUAGCUGUGUGCCCAGCUAAACAGUGGAGCGAUUUUGAACAUUCCUUACCUCAUCACGUUCACAUUUAUGAAAUGACAGCUGACAACAGACCCCCAGGUUAAAAAAAAAGCGAGAUUCUGCUUUAAUUGGCUUUAUGCACAGCUCUGCUACUUCCUGAACUCAUAGCAGCCUCUUUGUGUUCCGUCUUUAAUUACUGGACGAACUGAUCAAUCCAAGUGUGCCCAUCGUCAGUAACGGCAAUGGCAACGGCCAGUCACACCUGGAUUAAUCAGGUUGACUGUAAUGAAAGACGGGAAACAAAGGAGCUACCUUAAGUUCACUUGAUUCUCAUGGAUGACUUUGUCAAGUCCAAGUUAGUUGAGUGGCAGCUUCUACAUCUUAUUGACAGGUUUAGUGAAGAGGCAAUUGGUGAAGAGAGCUUUGGCUACCUUGAUCUUCCAACCAUCGCCACCUUAAUUCCCAGAAUAGGCGACAGGCUCAAGUUCAUUAAAAAACAUAAUGAAUUUGUUGGGCAAAUGGUGUGCUCACAAGCCACACCCCCAGGACCCCAAUUGCCACCUUCAUCCAAUGACCUCCAAGAAAUGACUGCACCUGCACCCACAGAGAUGACUGCAAAUUCAACCCCUGAGAUGAUUGCACCUCCAAGCACAAUUGUGCUUCAGACAGUUCCAACAUUUGAUAUCCGCACUAUCCUUUCAGACGUUGUUGAGGGCAGGGCCAUUGUUCAAAGCCUGGACACGGACCAGUUGAUAACAAUUAAACAGAGGCGUGCCAUGGUCAGAAUUUUGGUGUCCCACCUUAUUGAAAAGUGUGGAGAAACACCAUCAGCUGUGACAAAAACUGCCAUGAGUUCAGCUUUGAUCAAUUCCUUCCCCUGCUUAAAAGAUGCAAGUACCAGUGGUUUUGAUACGUGGUACACCCAUGGGCGCUCUAAGUACCCAGCCACUGGGUUUCUGGAGGAGAGGCUCAGGAACAUAAGAAAGCGACUGCGGAGCUCGGGCGGGCCCAGGCCACAGAUGUCUCUGCCUCCCUCUGUGCCAAGGACAACAGUAAUACCAGCCCCCGCCAUUCCGGAGGAGCGGGCGGUGCAGUGUGCGGAGUGGCUAAAAAAUAACACCCAGCCAAUCACCCAGGUGAAUGAGUACAUGAGAGAUACUUGCAGCUUCAGGGCAGCCUGGAUAAGGGCCGACCAUUCAAAGACUGUCGAUGAGGUUCUGGCUCAGUUCCCCAGACUUCUGACCCCAGGCAUGAUUGCGCAGGACUUUGCGAUCCUUCAUGGUGAGGCUGCCCCAAAGUUCUUUGAGAAGUGGGUUCCUCUUUAUGCCGACAAAAUAAUAAAUCUUGCCAAACGCGAAGGGAAAUUCACCGACGUGGAUGGACGGAGAACUCAGGGUAAUUUUAUAUGUUGUGCAAAUAUCAGAUUUCAUACCAUGAUUUUCUUGUAACCUAAUGAUACUUAAAAGAACAGAAAUUACUUCAGCAUACCUUGUUUCACGGGUGCGUCGGAGUGAGGUGCCACCUAUACUG
This is a messenger RNA of Melanotaenia boesemani (Boeseman's rainbowfish), 1736 nucleotides long. RefSeq lists its product as uncharacterized. The record is from RefSeq and is a predicted model, not a curated record. The coding region runs from base 539 to 1654 and encodes 371 amino acids. Lineage: Eukaryota; Metazoa; Chordata; Actinopteri; Atheriniformes; Melanotaeniidae. The transcript has 9 exons.